UGUUGUUGGCAUUUGCCAGUAGAAGGAAGUGGAAGAGGAAGAGAGAAAGCGCUGCCUUCUGCUAGUGCCUUGGAAAUUGGCGGCAGUUGACCGCAGCGACGAAGACGACGUCGCAUGCAUCACACACACAGGCGCACACACACACGCAUACAGUCGCACGUAUUGAGUAAGCGAGAGUUCGUCAUCAGGCAAAAGGAGGCGGGGAGGCGCCGUGUUCCGUCCCGUUGGCCCAUUGUGACAUUUGAUUUAUUUGACGUGUGUGUUUUUGAUAGAAGCUCAACACGAAACUGACACGUUCACACACACACGCACGCAUAGUCGGGCGCGUUCACACAGACACACACAUACAUACAUUCAUAUAAAGAGCAGCAGACGCAGCGUCGACGGCGCCGCUCUCAAGAAUUUCGAACGUGAAACGAAAAUAAAAUGAAAUACAUUUAAUUUGCGUGUUUGUGUUUGCAUUUGUAUUCGAACUUGUGUAUUUGGUUUAGUUAAGUGCGUUCGCGUUCGCGUUCGCCUCACACUGUGCCCAACAACACCAACAACAAUUCGCCAAUCGAUGUGCGAAAUUAAUAACGGUAUUUAGCAGCAGAGACAAGCGAAAUAGAGACACAAAAAACUAUUGACAAAAUGAUGCUACACGAGGCUGUGAUGCUGGAGAUCUAUCGCCAGGCGCUGAGUGCAAGUGAGCUGGCGAGUCCGAGGUGCCAGUCGCGGGAAUCGAAUGCCUCCGCGGCGGCCGGCGAUGCCCGCUGCCCGUCGAACGAGUCGCACUGCUCGGCCAAUGACUGCUUGACUCCGGCGCCGACGCCCACGCCCACAGCUGCCUCGCCCGUGGGCUUGCCGCUGGCCGCGACGCUGGCGCCCUCGGCGGCGGCUGCGCUGCUGCCGCCGCAGUCGGCUGCGAUGGCUGCCUACCUGGCAGCGGCGCAGCAGAAUCACCUGCUGCUGACCAAUCCGCUGGCAGCGGCCGCCUCGCUGGUGCAGCAGGCCACGCAGCAGGCUGCCUCGCCGCAGGCGCACAGGCACGAGCAGGAGGAGGCACCCGCCUUGGACUUCAGCAGGAAGCGCACGCCCAGCGACAGCGAAGCAGCGGCCAGCGAUGAGGAGCCGGAGGCCGAGCCGGAACAGGAGCAGACCGAGCAGGAGUCUGCGCCCUUGGAUCUCUCCGUGAGCACGCGCAAGCGCCAGACGCCAGGCCUGGAGCAGGACACGCCUGCGCGCAAGCUGCCACGCAGCACAGACUACAAAUCUCCCCUGCCACCUGGCAGCUGGGUGCCGCCCAUAAAUCCCUACCUGGCUGCCGUGGCGGCCAAGUCCGGGCUGGGCGGCAAGCUGGCGCCUAACGAGGCUAGCAAGGCGCUGGAGAAGAUGAGCGAGAUGAGCCGCCUGGAGACGCCGCCGCCCAGCGGCAGAGCGGCAGGCGCUGCAGCAGGAGCGGGUGGCAGUGCAGCAACUGGAGCUGCAGCUGGAGCUGCAGGCGGGGGCGGACGGCACAGCGCCUGGCAAUCGCACUGGCUGAACAAAGGCGCCGACGCAGCCAAAGACGUCUUCAAGUGCGUCUGGUGCAAGCAGAGCUUUGCGACGCUGGCGCUGCUCACCACCCACAUGAAGGAGACGCAGCACUGCGGCGUCCAGGUGCCCUCGCCGUCAGCGCUCGCCGGGCAGGCGACGACGACGCGCUCGGCCAAUGCAACGUCCACCAGCAACUCGAACUGCUCGAGCAGCAGCAGCUCCAACUCGUCCAGCUCCUCCAAGUCCGAGCUGAACAUGCUCAUCAAGGAGACGAUGCCGCUGCCCCGCAAGCUGGUGCGUGGCCAGGACGUCUGGCUGGGCAAGGGCGCCGAGCAGACGCGCCAGAUACUCAAGUGCAUGUGGUGCGGGCAGAGCUUCCGCUCGCUCGCCGAGAUGACCAGCCACAUGCAGGAGACGCAGCACUACACCAACAUCAUAUCGCAGGAGCAGAUCAUCUCCUGGAAGUCCGGCGACGAGCGGCCCUCGAACGGCGGCCAGGGCGCGGCCUCCUCCAGCAGUGCCACGCCCACGGCGCCCAGUGUCAGCGCCGUGCUGACGUGCAAGGUGUGCGACCAGGCGUUCGCCACGCUCAAGGAGCUCAGCACGCACAUGGCGCAGCAGUCGCACUACAAGGACGCCGGCUCCAGCUGCUCCUCCUCGGUGUCGCCGCCGGCGCCGCCAGCGUCGGCCGGCUCCGCGGGACUCGGCUCCAAGCGCGGGCGGCAGACGCGCAACGAGAAGCGCAAGAAGUCGCUGCCCGUGCGCAAGUUGCUCGAGCUGGAGCGCUCGGGCAGCGGCUCCGGCUCCGGCUCCAGCUUGGACUCGGCCCUGAAGCCGCUGCGCGACUUUGCCGCCGCCACGAAGAUCACCUGCGAGAAGUGUGGCAGCAAGAUCGAGACGGCUCUGUUCGUGGAACACAUACGCAAGUGCCUCGGCGACAGCAUACCCAUUCCGCCCAGGCGCCCGCCGGCCCAGGACCAGCCGCAGCAGCGUCUGUCCAGCCCCAGCAUGGCGCUGCACUCGGAGAAGCCGGGCGGCAGCUCGGGUGCGCCCUCCGUGCUCAAUGCGCUGGAGCAGCUCAUCGAGAAGAGCUUCGAGUCGCGCCUGGGCCGCCUGGCGCCCGGCUACCCGGAGUCGGGCACCCCUUUGGGCGCCAGCAUCUUGAAGCGUCUGGGCAUCGACGACAGCAGCGACUACACGAAGCCCUUGAUGGAUGCGCAGGCCAUGCAGAUGCAGCUGCUGCGCUCCUCCUAUCCGGUGCGGGAUCGCAGCGCCAGCGAGUCGAGCUCGGCCAGCCGCGUGGAGUCCGCCUAUACGCCGGAUCGGCAGCAGGCCACGCCACGCCGCACGCCCGACACGCCGGCCUCAACGGCAAUAGCGACGCCCUCGCUGCCACCACCAGCCUCCAGCUGCAGCAGCAGCACCACCACCACCAUCAUCAAGUCGGAGCCCGUCGAGCCGGAGUCCGGCGAAGCUGAGCCCAGCAGCAGGCAUCUGAUCCAUGUGAAGAAGGAGUUCAGCAUAGAUCAGGCCACAGGCAAUCCUCGCGAGAGUCCAGGCGCCAGCAGCGAACGCUCCAACACCUCGCCACCCGCCGCGCCCGUUCAGAGCUCCUUGUUGCCGGAGAGCGGCAGCCUCUUGGCUCUCAACUCCAUGUUCGACCAGCUGAGCAGCGUCGAGACCAACAAUAACAACACAGGACAUUGCUUCAACAACAACAAUAGCAGCAACAACAACAACAACAGCAAUAACAAUGGAAAUGGCAACGCAAAGAAGCCAAAAGCUCAUCCCUUGGCCGCACUGCAAAAGCUGUGCGAGACAACGGAUCCGCCAGCCUCGAAUACGCGCAGCUCCUCGACGUCGGGCAGCGCAGCUGCGGGCCUGGGCAAUGGCAGCGACUUGGUUGCCUUCAGCUGGGCCUGCAACGAGGCGGUGUUGAGCGCGGGCGCCGGAGUUGAUUCGAUCAUCAAGUGCUCCUUCUGUGAUACGCCAUUCGGGUCGAAAGGCGCCUAUCGGCAUCACCUGUCCAAGGUGCACUUCGUAAAGGACACUGGCGAGGAGACGCCGCCGCUGAAGUCGCCCGCAGCUGCGCAGUCGCCGAAGUCGCUGCCUCUGGCAUCGCCCAAGCGCUCGGCGUCGCGCAGUCCGGCAACGCCGGCCCAGCAGCUGCCGCAGUCGUCCCCGUCGCCAUACGAUGAGAGUCCGCAGUCCAAGUUCCUCAAAUACACGGAGCUGGCCAAGCAGUUGUCCUCGAAAAAUGCCUAAAGCGCGGCAGGAGCAAGAGAUUUGCACAGUGCAACAAAUUUUAAUAUCAACUCAAUUUGCAAUUGUGUUAUAUGUUGUAAGCGCUUUAACUCUUUUUGAUGAGCUCUGCAUUGAUUUCUGAUCAAAGAGAGAGCAGUGUGUCUGCAGACAUACUCUCUCGCUCUCUCUGAAUCGUUCGCUCUCUGCAGCCACAUUUCCCCUCCUUUGCUGAAUUGACGGUAAAUAUUUCCCCAAGCUGCGUUUGCCCCAUGCUGGCUGUCUGGGGAAAUCUCUGUGUGUGUGUGACGUCACAUCGCUGACGUCUCUGCUUCGUUUUUAUUGUUUGCCAAUUCGCAAGCAUGCCAUCACAUUCGCACGCGCGAGAGCCGUCCGAAAUUCAAUUACCACCACUUUGACGAACUGCUGUCCAUCAAAAAGUACUUACACACACACAUAUAUACACCCAGAAACAGAGGCACUUACACAGAUUAACAGUGCAGUGCAAUUGCAGGCGUGCUAAAGAGUGAGACGGCUGUAGUGUGCGCAGCUAUUUGACGAAAGGCGACGACAACAGUUCGUCAAAAUGAAAAAGAAAAACAAACACACACAAAAACAAAAUACAAAGCAAAAACAAGCUGACCCAUGCGAUUGGAUGGUGCCGUACAGCACUAAAAACAACAAUAGCAAACACUCAAAUGGGUGGGGGUACAAUUGAGUGCAAACGAAACAGGUCCGAGCGCACAAUUGAGCGCAGCAGACAGAUAGAAAGAGACAGAGAGAGAGAGAGCGAGUGAGCGAGCGAGAUUUAUUGAGUGAAAUAUAAGAUUUUGACUCAAUGAAAAUGCAAAAAGCGUGCCAAAAAAUGGAAAAC
This is a messenger RNA of Drosophila hydei, 4630 nucleotides long. It is a transcript of the gene tio, whose product is annotated as protein tiptop. NCBI's taxonomy places the organism in Eukaryota, Metazoa, Arthropoda, Insecta, Diptera, Drosophilidae. Gene Ontology annotation, molecular function: DNA binding; DNA-binding transcription factor activity, RNA polymerase II-specific. The transcript is spliced from 3 exons. Gene Ontology annotation, biological process: regulation of transcription by RNA polymerase II. The record is from RefSeq and is a predicted model, not a curated record. Gene Ontology annotation, cellular component: nucleus. Bases 631 to 3780 code for a protein of 1049 amino acids.